CUUUAAGUAUAUAGUUACAGAUGAUAUGGAACCCAAACACUUUUAAGCCCCGAAGCAGAAAGUUUGGAAUUAGGGUUUUGUACAUUUGGGGUUUGGAAGAACGAAUCCGAACGCAACCUUAAUUAUUAUUAUUGUUUUAUUUUUCAAAAGAAGAAAAAAUACAAAAAAAAAAGGAAACAACUGCUUCUGGAAUUGCACUGACCCUGGGUUUUCCAUCUAGGCUCUAGCUAUACCUUCACAGCAGAUACUAAUAUACUAUCUCGAUAGAUUUCUAUAUAUGGUUGAUCUCUUUUUUUCUAAAUCUAUUUUGCUCCGAAAAUUUUCUCAUUUUUGAUCAUUCCCUUCAUUCUGUAGUUUUCCUUGUAUGAUUGUAUCUAAUCUGUCUUAUUUCUUCUCUCAUGCAAUCAAUAUUCCUUUCACAUUUAAGUUUCUGGGAGCACUCUGCAACUUGUGUAUUACAUCUUAUCCAUUUAUUUUGUAAUUUUGCGUUUUCUUAUUUUGGAUUGCUGGGCUCUCGUCUCUUCCAAGGUCCCUGUUGCUUCUUCUGAGUCCUGCUCAGCAGUCUCAUCCUCUGAAAAGUUGGGUUUUGGGGCUUUGGGGUUUUUAGGCAUCACCUUUCUGUCUUAUGCGUUGCUCUAGUUUGCAUCCAUUGCUUUUGGGGUUUUGAAUUUGUGAGCUCCUCCUCCACUUUCCAUAUCCGAAUUUCGAAACACUUCACUGAAUCUGGGUGUUUGACUUUUUGGAUCUUCUUCUGUAACUCUGGUUCGUUGUUUUAAUUUUGUUAUUUAUCAAGUGUAACAACCAAUGGCCAUUGUCAGUGGAAGGCAUGGGAGAUGCUGAGCCCAAGGAGGAAGAACGGUAACUCAGACGUUGUAAAACUCUCCACGAUUCCGUGCCCAUGGAGAAAUCACCGGAGCUUCUCGGUCCAAUGGGCCUAAUAAAGAGACAUGAAUUUGUAAGAGUUAUUGUUCAGUGUCUUUACUCCUUAGGCUACAAAAAGUCUGCUUCGCUUUUGGAAUCAGAAUCUGGUAUUUCGUACAAAUCUUCGGAAUUCACGUUACUCGAGUCUCAAAUCCUUAAUGCUAAUUGGGAUGACUGUAUCAAUACUAUUUGUACAAUUGAGAAUUUGAUUGCGGAAAGUCAAGCUUCGGCUUCGUUUCUCAUCCUUCGGCAGUGUAUUUUGGAGUCUUUGAGCCGAGGAGAUGAAUUUUCUGCAUUGGCAGUUGUUCGGAAACACAUUUCUAAAACAGGGAUAGACGCAGAGAAAGUUAGAAAGCUUGUAUCUAGUAUCAUUUCUCCAGAGGAGAUAGGGUUGGGUAAGAUAGAUGAAAGUUUUAUUAGGGAUUUGCGACGGAGAUUGUUGUUAGAGUUGGAAAAUUUGCUUACUCCACCAAUUGCAGUGCCUGACGGAAGGUUGGAACAUCUAAUCGAGAUGGCACUUAUCACUCAGAGGGAUUCUUGUAUCUAUCAUAACUCAUCUGAUAGAAUUUCACUAUACGAGGACCAUUGCUGCGGUCGUGAUCAGAUUCCUACUGAGACUGUUCAGCAGAUCUUAAAUCACCAUGAGAAUGAGGUUUGGUUUGUACAAUUUUCAAAUAACGGGGAAUACUUAGCAUCAUCUUCGAGUGACUGCACAGCCAUAAUAUGGAAGAUUCCAGUUUUGGGAUUUUUUUUUCAGGUAUCAGAAGAAGGUUUUGUGUCAUUGAAACACAGACUGUGCAACCACCAAAAUCCUGUUUCUUUUGUGGCAUGGAGCCCUGAUGAUACAAUGCUACUGACAUGUGGAAACCACGAAGUUCUCAAACUAUGGGAUGUGGAGACAGGAAACUGCAAGCACACAUUUGGUGAGCGGACCCCUGUUGUCACCUCGUGUGCUUGGUUUCCUGAUUCAAAGAGGCUGGUCUCUGGUAGCUCUGACCCAAAAAAUUGUAUCUACACAUGGGACCUCAAUGGCAAUGAGCUGGAGGCAUGGAAAGGGGGGAGGUUGCCUAAGGUCUCAGACCUUGCUGUGACACCUGAUGGGGAUCAUCUGAUCAGUGUCUUUCAUGAGAAAGAGAUUCGCAUAUACAAUUYCAGGACAAAAUCAGAGCAGAWUAUCUCAGAGGAGAAUGCUAUCACAUCGCUUUCUGUUUCUAGAGAUGGCCGAUUUCUGAUAGUCAAUCUCAAUAGCCAAGAGAUCCAUUUGUGGGGUGUUGCCGAGAAAUGGGACAAACCAUUGAAGUAUGUGGGCCACAGACAAGGGAAGUAUGUGAUUCGUUCUUGCUUUGGUGGUUUGAAUUGCAUGUUCAUAGCCAGUGGUAGUGAAGAUUCACAGGUUUACAUCUGGAACCGAAAGAGCUGCAAGCCCAUUGAGGUUUUGCCAGGCCAUAGAAUGACUGUAAAUUGUGUAAGCUGGAACCCGAGAAGACCCCAAAUGUUAGCUUCAGCAAGUGAUGAUCAAACAAUCAGGAUAUGGGGGCCAAGCAGAAGUAAAAAGAAAGUCUGAGAAGUUUUCGUCCAUGUGGUAACAUAUUUUGUGAGCUAUGUAGAUGCUGUAACGGAAUUUUAAGUCGUUUUUUCGUCAGCCUUUUCCCCACCAGGGAUUAUUUUUUCAUGUUCAUGUAAAUCUGAGGUUUUCUUCCUUCUACCUAGAAAAAUUGCUAGACCAUCUCAAUGUAAAUGCCUUCCCCAUUAGUCGAGUAACCCAUUUCUAAUCAAUUUUCAAUGUGCUUGGAUUCGAGAAGUUGUUUCAAUAUUGUACUUUCAGAGUUGUUUUCCUUA
This is a messenger RNA of Nelumbo nucifera (sacred lotus), 2760 nucleotides long. NCBI's taxonomy places the organism in Eukaryota, Viridiplantae, Streptophyta, Magnoliopsida, Proteales, Nelumbonaceae. The record is from RefSeq and is a predicted model, not a curated record.